Messenger RNA from Saccharomyces eubayanus, 693 nucleotides. It is a transcript of the gene GAG1, whose product is annotated as Gag1p. The transcript has a single exon. Lineage: Eukaryota; Fungi; Ascomycota; Saccharomycetes; Saccharomycetales; Saccharomycetaceae. The record is from RefSeq and is a predicted model, not a curated record. The coding region runs from base 1 to 693 and encodes 230 amino acids.
AUGACUUCGACCUCAAAAUAUCCGAAAAAGAACAUUAAAUAUACCUUAACGCAUACCUUACAGAAAUGGAAGGAAACGUUAAAGAAAAUUACUCAUGAAACGCUGAGUAAUAUCGACGAUUCAAGCGGAAGCGAUGAGAAGAUUGAGGCGCUAUUCACCGUGGCUCAACCUCCCGUUACAACUUCAAAGGGCAUAGAAAGAGACAGUGGGGCUUCCAUGUCUCAAGUAGGGAUGGGAGGUGUCAACAGUACAUUGGAAAUGAAACUUACUGACGAGAGUGAGGAAUCUAGUUCCGCUAACAAUGCAACAACAACCACAACCACUUCCCAUACUCUGUCGAAUUCUAGAAAAUCCAUACAGAGUUUUGAAAACUAUAACGUGGUGGAAGAACGCAUAAAACUAGCCCAACAAAGCAAGAAGCCAUUUUGUAAUGGUGAAAAACUCUGGAGACGAAGAAGACAGCUUUGGACACAACACAAUGAACAAGAAGGAAGCACCGGCGACGAUGGAGCUGCUCACAGGGAAGUCUUUCAAGCCAUACCUGAAGAAUACUAUGCUCGUAUUUAUAAGAAAUUGGUCGUAGAUGACAAGCCUUUAAGAGAGCCACUAAACCUGGAAGACGCUUUACAAGUAAUUAAUACAGGCUGGACGGAAACAAGGAAAUGGGCUAAUGCCGCCAAAGGCAUGCCGUAA